Siniperca chuatsi (mandarin fish) is the source of this 3183-nucleotide messenger RNA. RefSeq names its product NACHT, LRR and PYD domains-containing protein 12-like. The coding region runs from base 16 to 2391 and encodes 791 amino acids. Lineage: Eukaryota; Metazoa; Chordata; Actinopteri; Centrarchiformes; Sinipercidae. Gene Ontology annotation, molecular function: protein binding. The record is from RefSeq and is a predicted model, not a curated record. The transcript is spliced from 6 exons.
CACUGACCAUGUGACAUGAGAACAGGGAGGAACCUGAAAGUGAAAGUGUUCAGCCAGUUCAGAGCUGUUUUUUUUACAGUCUGUGGUUCAGACUCCAUUUUGAGUCGACAGAGCAGAAGGACACUGAAGGCCGAGGCAGGACUGACUGAAGUCCAGAAGAUGAGUGUUUGUGUGGAGGAAGAGGAGGACAGAGCAGAGUCUGCAGGAUCCAGCUGUCUGUCUCUGAAGAGUGACCGGUCCAAAGAUCUUCCUCCAGACUUCAGUGAACCUGGACCCUCAGACACAAAAGUUCAGUCCAACAGACAGAGAGCAGAGUCUCCAGGAUCCAGCUGUCUGUCUCUGAAGAGUGACUGGUCCAAAGAUAAACCUCCAGACUUCAGUGAUGAACCUGGACCCUCAGACACAAAAAAGAAGAAGAGGAGUCAUGUUUCUGUGGAGGAGCAGCCGUCCUGCUGUGCUUUGUGUCAGGACGUCCUGAUGGAUCCAGUCUCUACCAGCUGUGGACACUGGUUCUGCAGACAGUGCAUCAGCUUAUACUGGGACCAGUCUGCUUCAUCAGGAGACUCCUCCUGUCCCCAGUGCGAAGUGAGUGGUGGUCUGCAGGAGGUUUUAGAUGAGCAUAAGAUCAGUCUGAGGAGGAGAUGUGAACGUGUGACUGAAGGAAGUGAUGAAACAGGAAGUGGAACCCUCCUCAACCGGAUCUACACUGAGCUCUACAUCACAGAGGGACAGAGCAAAGAGGUUAAUACCCAACAUGAGGUGAGGCAGCUAGAGACAGCUUCCAAGAUGGAGACCCUCCAUGACACUCCAAUCAAGUGCCACGACAUCUUUAAAGCCUUGCCCGGCCAACAGGGACACAUCAGAGUCGUUCUGACGAACGGCGUCGCUGGCGUUGGAAAAACCUUCUCAGUGCAGAAGUUCACUCUGGACUGGGCAGAGGGCUUGGAAAACCAAGACGUCAGUCUGCUGAUUCUGCUUUCGUUCAGGGAGCUGAACUUGAUCAGAGAUGAGCGGUGCAGUCUUCUCCAGCUGCUCCAUGUUUUCCAUCCAACAUUACAGAAGGUCACAGCAGAGAAGCUCGCUGUCUGGAAACUUCUGUUCAUCUUUGACGGCCUGGAUGAAAGCAGACUUUCAUUGGAUUUCAAGAACAGGGAGGUCGUGUCUGAUGUCAGACAGAAGUCAUCAGUCAACAUGCUGCUGACAAACCUCAUUGAGGGGAAUCUGCUUCCCUCGGCUCUCGUCUGGAUCACUUCCCGACCUGCAGCAGCCAAUCAGAUCCCUCCUUCAUGUGUUGGCAGGGUGACAGAAGUACGAGGCUUCACUGACGCCCAGAAGGAGGAGUACUUCAGGAGGAGAGUCAGUGAUGAAGAGCUGUCCAGCAGAAUCAUCUCGCACAUCAAGACAUCCAGGAGCCUCCACAUCAUGUGUCUAAUCCCAGUCUUCUGCUGGAUCACUGCUACAGUUCUGGAGCACAUGUUGACUACAGACCAGAGAGGAGAGCUGCCCAAGACCCUGACUGACCUGUACUCACACUUCCUGCUGGUUCAGACAAAGAGGAAGAAGCAGAAGUAUGAUGAGGGUCAUGAGACGAGUCCACAGGAGCUGAUGGAGGCUGACAGGAAGGUUCUUCUGAAGCUGGGGAGGCUGGCGUUUGAACAGCUGGAGAAAGGAAACAUCAUGUUCUACCAAAAAGACCUGGAGCAGUGUGGUCUGGAUGUCUCAGAGGCCUCGGUGUACUCAGGAGUUUGUACAGAGAUCUUCAAAAGAGAAAGUGUGAUCUUCCAGAAAACAGUCUACUGCUUUGUUCAUCUGAGCGUUCAGGAGUUUCUGGCUGCCGUCUACAUGUUCCACUGCCACACCAACAGCAACACAGAGGCACUGGAGGCUUUUCUGGGAGAAAAACAUGUAGAUUCAACUCUGGAUGUCUUCCUGAUGGGAGCAUUGGAGAAAUCCCUGGGGAGUGAAAAUGGCCACCUGGACCUGUUUGUCCGCUUCCUUCAUGGCCUCUCUCUGGAGUCCAACCAGAGACUCUUAGGAGGCCUGCUGGGUCGGACAGACAACAGUCCUGAAAUCAUCCAGAGAGCCGUCAAUAACCUGAAGAAGAACAGGACAAAAAUAUCUCCUGACAGAAGCAUCAACAUCUUCCACUGUCUGAUGGAGAUGAACGACCACUCAGUACAUCAGGAGAUCCAAGAGUUCCUGAAGUCAGAGAACAGAUCAGAGAAGGAAAUCUCUGAGAUCCACUGCUCAGCUCUGGCCUACAUGCUGCAGAUGUCAGAGGAGGUUCUGGAUGAGUUGGACCUGGAGAAGUACAAGACAUCAGCGGAGGGACGACUGAGACUGAUUCCAGCUGUGAGGAACUGCAGAAAGGCUGUACACACAGACAUGUGAUAUCUGUGAUCUGCUGGAACUAACGUCACUUGAACUUUAAGGUUUUUCAUUAUAGCUUUCAUGCAGUUAUUGCUAUUAUCAUAUUUCUUCUCAGCAGUUUCUGAGCUAUUUCAUAUGAAGGACUGUUCUGUCCAUUUUCACAAUUGAUACAAUAUCUAUAGUUAUCGUUUGAUUGAGAGGAUGUGAGGGGAGGCCAUCCUCCCUGUUGAAGAGUGAACAGAACACCUCCCUCUCAAUCCUCAUUAAAGAAAAGGUGCAAAUAAACGCUGAAUGUCUUUUCAUGUGUUUUGCUGCGUCAGAAAUGACUUAGAUUUACAAACAGGGAGGAAGCUCGCUCUUUGAAUGGACUGGUCUGCAAACUGGUUUAUUCCAAAGCUGCUUUAGUAAUGUUCACUGAGAGACAGCGUUUUUUAAAGCUUGUCCCAUUUUCUCACCGUUUCCAUCUGGUCACCUUAAUGUGAGAAAUGAUUUCAGUUUGCAAAUACAAACUGUCAGACAACGGGUUUCCUCGCGGCACCAUUUAGCAGUAACAGUAAAGGCAAGAUAUGCAGAGAAAAUAGCAGCGCACAUCUCCACUGUGGUUUUCAUUGGGUUAGCAGCCACAGUCUUUGUGUAUUUAGCAGCUGAUUUCCUCAGACAGCAGCUCAUUACACAGUCAGCUGCUGGGACGGCCUCCAGGUUCAUUCUGCCAGUGAAGGAGAGCUCAGCAGGUUCAGUUCAGUGGAGGGAUUUUUACCGUCACCAAGCUCAGAGAAGAGAUGAUGUUGGUCAACAGCUGAACUCCACUUGGGA